Molecule: messenger RNA, 1936 nt
Organism: Rhinolophus ferrumequinum (greater horseshoe bat)
Lineage: Eukaryota; Metazoa; Chordata; Mammalia; Chiroptera; Rhinolophidae
Product: cytochrome P450 11B1, mitochondrial-like
Exons: 9
Coding region: 1-1512 (503 amino acids)
Biological process (GO): cellular response to peptide hormone stimulus; cholesterol metabolic process; cortisol metabolic process
Cellular component (GO): mitochondrial inner membrane; mitochondrion
Molecular function (GO): heme binding; iron ion binding; steroid 11-beta-monooxygenase activity
Source: RefSeq, a predicted model, not a curated record
AUGGCGCUGUGGGCCAAAGCAGAAGUGUGGACGGCAGGGCCCCGGCUGGCCCUGCGCUGGGCGCGUACCCUGGCCACCAGAGCAGCUGCGGCCCGCAAGGCGGUGCUGCCCUUCGAGGCCAUACCCAGGUGUCCAGGCAAUAGGUGGCUGAGGCUGCUGCACAUCUGGAAGGAGCAGGGCUUUGAGGACCUACACCUCCAGAUGCAGCAGAUCUUCCAGGAGCUGGGGCCCAUUUUCAGGUACGACGUGGGAGGGAAACACAUAGUCCUCGUGAUGCUGCCCGAGGACGUGGAGAGGCUGAAGCAGGCGGACAGCUAUCUACCCCAUCGGACGGUCCUGGACCCCUGGCUGGCCCACCGACAGCAUCAUGGGCAUAAAUGUGGCGUGUUCUUGCUAAAUGGGCCCGAAUGGCGCUCGGACCGACUGCGGCUGAACCCAGACGUGCUGUCGCUGCAGGCCGUCCAGAAGUACCUCCCCAUGGUGGACAGCGUGGCGAGGGACUUCUCCAAGAUCCUGCUGUCCAAGGUGCUGCAGAACGCGCGAGGGAGCCUCACCCUGGAUAUCCAGCCCAGCAUCUUCUACUACACCAUAGAAGCCAGCAACCUGGCCCUUUUUGGGGAACGGCUGGGCCUCCUGGGCCACAGCCCGAGUCCAGCCAGCCUGAACUUCAUCCAUGCUCUGGAGGUCAUGUUGAAGACGACCGUGCAGCUCAUGUUCAUGCCCAGGAGCCUGUCCCGCUGGACAAGCCCCAAGGCGUGGAAAGCGCAUUUUGAGGCCUGGGACUACAUCUUCCAGUAUGCCAACAAUUCCAUUCAGAAAAUCUACCAGGAACUGGCCCUCGGCCGCCCACGGAACUACAGCGGCAUCGUGGCCGAGCUGCUCCUGCAUGCAGACAUGUCCCUGGAUUCCAUCAGGGCCAGCUCCAUCGACCUCACUGCUGGGAGCGUGGACACGACGGCCUACCCCUUGUUGAUGACCCUCUUUGAGCUGGCUCGGAACCCUAACGUGCAGCAGGCCCUACGUCAGGAGAGCCUGCUGGCUGAGGCCAAGAUCUCUGAAAACCCCCAGAGGGCAAGCACAGAACUGCCACUCUUGCGGGCUGCCCUCAAGGAGACCCUGAGGCUGUACCCUGUGGGUAUCUUUGUGGAGCGGCAGGUGAGCUCGGACGUGGUCAUGCAGAACUACCAUAUCCCGGCUGGGACACUGAUCCAAGUGCAACUGUACUGCCUGGGUCGAAACCCCACCGUGUUCGCUAGGCCGGAGCGCUAUCAUCCCCAGCGCUGGUUGGACAACAGGGGCUCGGGCACCAGGAUCCCCUCCCUGGCCUUUGGCUUUGGCCCGCGACAGUGCCUGGGGCGGCGCCUGGCAGAGACCGAGAUGCUGCUUCUGCUGCACCACGUGCUGAAAAACUUCCAGGUGGAGACGCUAACGCAAGAGGAUAUAAAGAUGGUCUACCGGUUCAUACUGAUGCCCUCCACCCUCCCACUCCUUACUUUCCGGGCCAUCAGUUAGUCACAUCACCAGAGCUGCACUGCUGCGCCAGCCACACCACCAUCUCCCAACCCCUUCUGCCUGACCCCAGGUCACCCGUUUUCUCCAAUGGGUCCUGCUUCCUGAGCCACGUCACUGUCCAGCCAGCAACUUGCACAGAUGGAACAGCCCAGGCGCUCGGAGGCCAGGCCUUGCCAGGCUAUGCAGCAAAACUAGGGCAGAGCUGGGGACGAUGUGGGUCCUGGUUAUGUGCCCAGUCCCUUUUCAAGCAAGGAACACAAUCUGAGGGCCUGUGACCCCCUUGUCACCCCAGCACUAGCUCCAUGGAGGCCCAUCAUACCUCCAUCUAAGGGGCUUCUGACCCUGUCCCUUGCCACUCUGGACAGUCUUAUAUGCUCUCUGUACUCAACUCUUCCCCCACGCAAGAGAUGACACUUUAGGCCCC